Lagopus muta (rock ptarmigan) is the source of this 2597-nucleotide messenger RNA. RefSeq names its product enkurin domain containing 1 (gene ENKD1). The record is from RefSeq and is a predicted model, not a curated record. Gene Ontology annotation, cellular component: cytoplasmic microtubule. The transcript is spliced from 11 exons. NCBI's taxonomy places the organism in Eukaryota, Metazoa, Chordata, Aves, Galliformes, Phasianidae. Bases 790 to 1983 code for a protein of 397 amino acids.
UGCUUCCCUGCCCCCCUCUGCAGCCCGGCCCUGCGCUGAGCAGGAGCUGCACACGUACAUCUGUUUGCUUGAGCUGCGAGGCCGUGGCCUCUUGCUGCUGGCAACAGAUGCUUUUGAUGCUUAGGUUUCUAACGCAGUGCUGGAGAUGCUUUCCUAGGUGCAUAUUAAGUGCCAGCUGGAAGGGCUGGCCCUGCUCCUCCUGUAGGCACAUUCUCCUGUUGCUCCCCUUGUGCUUGCCCAGUGCCUUUCUGGUCUCUGCAGGAGUUCUAUCUGGGUGGGAUGCGGUCUGCUCAUCCCUGGAGCCCCCAGGUUCUCAAAGAGCCCCAUCCUCCAGCCCUGCUGUCCCACUGUGCAGGAGCAGAGCAGCUGCCUGGAAAACCUGCUCUUGGGAGCUGAGGGUUUGGCUGCUUCAUCCUGAGGCCAGAUGACGAUGAUGAUGAUGAUGAUGCAGGUGCUGGGACUGCAUCCUGCAUGUUUUGCUGUGAGCACCCAGAUAGGCCGAGUGCUGUUGUAACAAGGCUGUGUAAUCUUGCGAGAUCCAAACCCAGAGGCAAUGUGACUUGCAAAUCAGGGUGUGGGUGUCAUCUGCAAAUUCCCUGCAGCAGGGCAGGGUGAGAUGGGACGUGAGAUGGGCCCUGUGUUCAGGUCCUCCUUUCACUCUGUCAUUUUGCACCUAAAUUACUGGCUUUGGAGGAGAGUUCAGAUCGAGAUCAGAUGGCUGUCUCUGAAGUGUUGGAAUUGCAGACCCAGGAGUCGGAUUUUCUGUGCUGAAGGUGCAGGUAUCACAAAAUGCAGACACUUCAGGAUCAAUGCUGGUUGUCCCUGCAGCUGGGUGUGAGCUCUGCAAUAGGAAGAGACAGAGACAGCAGAAUGUGUGAAGGGCCAUCCAAGAUUUCUGGACCCAUUCCUCCAGACCCUACGCUCUUCCCAAACUAUUACAGACGCCCUUUCUCAGCUCGAGGGAGGCUGGAAGGCAAUGCUCAGCAGUUGGAUUUUACCUCUCGCCCCACGGACUCAGCUCCCAGCUCACCCCGUGCUUUGAGAGGUGCCCACCAGCCCCAGCCAGCGCCUCGCAUCCGCCCCAGCGGAAGGGACUUUUUGGAGAAGGGGCAGAAGGGGACGCUCGGCCUCCUGCUGCAGCUCGAUGGGCUCUCUCUCGGUGGGGGUCUGCCAGCAAAGAGGAAAGAGUCCAAGGACCACGAGAAGGAAAACGUGAGGCGAAUAAAGGAGAUUCAGAAGAAAUGCAAAGAGAGGGAGCGGGCCCAGGAGCACAGCCAGCCCAAACCUGUGAAAGCUCUGUGGAAAUCCCAGAAAUACGAAAACGUGGAGUCAAAGGUGAAGGCCAGACUGCAGGAGAGCUCUCCACCUCCAAACCCAGAGGCUGUGAAUUUCCUGCGGGCGUACUCUCGCUGCGGCCCUGGGAUCAGGCCAGGCAGACCUCUGUCCCCAAGACCUGCCAGCAUGAAGGCAGGAACAGGCACCGAGGCUCUGCAGACGCUGGCUGCUGAAACCAAGUUGCAGGUGGAGGGCAAUAGCAUUGACUUCAUCAAGCACAACGCUCGCAAUGCCAAGCGGGCCCCGCUGCGGCGCUCCCAGUCCCUGCAGGCCCUGGCUGAGCUGCUGGGACAGAAGCAGCGGGAGCAGGAGGAGUACAACGCCAAGCAGAAGGGCCACGUCCCCCAGUACCUGCUGGAGAGGAAGGAGCAGUGGCGCAGGCAGAUGGAGGAGCAGCUGCGAAGCCGGCCGGAUCCUGACACGCCGCCUGGCCACACCAUGAUGCCUGAGGGCCAGAGGCUGGAGAUGCUCGGCAGCCUGAAGCAGAGCCAGGAGCAGCUGAUAAAGGACCUGGUGAUGCUGCCGAUGCGUGCAGACACCCUCAGCAUUCAGAAUAGGCGAGUAGAGCUCGAGAGGAAGCUCUCCCAGAUUGAAGAGGCACUCAAAAUUUUCUCCAGGCCCAAAGUCUUCAUCAAGCUGGACUCCUGAGCCCAUGGGGCUGCAUGCAGUGUGCUGCUCUGCGUGAGCAUCCCAGGGAAGGGAAGGAGAGGAAGACAAUCGAGGACCCUGCACCCGUAGUGGUGUCAGUACUGUGUCCAACACGCAGUUGGCACCUCUUGCUCCCAGGGCACAUCCAGGGAGAUGGGAGGGAGAGGAGCUAAUUGACUCUGCUGUGCAGUGUGGAGAACAGUUGUCCCUGUGCUGGUUGACUUCUCACAGAGAUCAGCUCUCUGCUUGGAAUUGAUGGCACAGAUCUCGUGGCUUCUUAUUUUUCCAUUUCUAGAAACUGACAGGAGGUCCCCCGUGCUGCUGCUCUGCUGUUGGUUGUCCUUCUCUUUCCCCCAGGGCACUGCAGGCUUCGCUGCACACAGGGCCUUUGCUCUGGGCUCUGUGCUGACCCAUCCCAAGCACGCAGCCGGUGCCUUUGUCCCCUCCGUCCUGCUGCGUGCGCUCCGUAGCUCAAGGACAGCAAAAAGGCACAGAGCUCCAGUGCUUCCUGCUCAGAGAAGGGCUGGGGUGGAAGCAGGGGAAGCUGGUGAGGUGUCUGGAGCUGUUGUUGUCUGUGGGGUGGGAUGCACUUCAAUAAAGUUGUAGUUUUCCUC